Ostertagia ostertagi is the source of this 912-nucleotide messenger RNA. The record is from the annotation of a GenBank genome assembly. Lineage: Eukaryota; Metazoa; Nematoda; Chromadorea; Rhabditida; Trichostrongylidae.
AUGAAAGUGGUUCUCGAAUAUCAAACACCAUCUGGUGAAAUGGUGAAGCUUAAAGCGCCCAUUGAAGGAGUGGUGACGUUUGAUCGUGCAGCGAAGAAAGGUGCAGAAAUGGUGCAGGUUCGUCGGUCUUCCAUAACAAACACACAGAAAGAUGGUAGAGCUGGUCAACGAAAAGAGGCUGCCAUAGCGAAUGUCUCAAUGAUUCAUCACGUGCCAGAGCUCAUCGUUUCUGAUGACGUUAGUCUUGGAAGGUUGGCGGAAGAACUUGGUUCAGCGGACUUGAAGAAUGUCUUGAAUGCGCGUAAAUUGGUACUUCUGGUAGAUCUUGAUCAAACAAUAAUCCACACGACAAAUCGUCCUUUCAAAGUUGAUCCUGAAAAGCAUGGCGAUAUCCAUACUUAUAAGAUGUUCGGCACGAAGUACCACACAAAGUUAAGGCCGUAUACGCAUGAGUUCCUGGAACACAUGAGUGCUUUAUACGAAAUGCACAUCGUAACCUAUGGACAACGACAAUAUGCCCAUAAAAUUGCGGAGAUUCUUGAUCCUAGCAAGGUAUUAUUCGCUCAACGAAUCUUAUCAAGGGACGAGCUGUUUUCGGCACAACACAAAACUCGAAAUUUGAGGGCGCUGUUUCCUUGUGGAGACCAACUGAUUGCAAUUAUUGAUGAUCGCGCUGAUGUGUGGCAAUUUUCCGAGGCUCUCAUUCAGGUGAAACCGUACAGGUUUUUCAAAGAGGUGGGCGAUAUCAAUGCGCCUGCUGGAGGAACAAAAGAAGGCUUGCUUCCCGCUGUUGACAUAGAGGAUGAUGCGGAGCACGACCGAACUUUGGAACACGUUGAAAGGAUGCUGACCGAUGUGCACGCCAAUUUUUAUCAACACUAUGACAGAACGAAAGAGAUCAGAGAUGUCAAG